Molecule: messenger RNA, 1637 nt
Organism: Etheostoma cragini (Arkansas darter)
Lineage: Eukaryota; Metazoa; Chordata; Actinopteri; Perciformes; Percidae
Gene: rnd1b
Product: Rho family GTPase 1b
Exons: 5
Coding region: 150-848 (232 amino acids)
Biological process (GO): small GTPase-mediated signal transduction
Molecular function (GO): GTP binding; GTPase activity
Source: RefSeq, a predicted model, not a curated record
AAAUUCAAUCAGAUCAACUGCGAACAUCCUCCGUGAACCAGACACCGGGACGCUCGAGCACACUGGGAAGAUUUCUGGGUUGUUCUACUUCUUAUUUUGUUUUAUUUUUACAUUUUCUGCAAAAAAAACACUGGGCCAUCAUUAACACCAUGAAGGAAAGGAGAAAUACACAGCCGCUGGUGGUGAGAUGUAAACUGGUUCUUGUGGGAGACGUUCAAUGCGGAAAAACGGCGAUGUUGCAAGUCCUGGCGAAGGACUGCUAUCCAGAGACCUACGUGCCCACGGUAUUUGAAAACUACACAGCCUGUCUGGAGCUGGAGGAGCAGCGAGUGGAGCUAAGUCUGUGGGACACUUCAGGUUCUCCAUACUACGAUAAUGUAAGGCCCCUGUGCUACAGUGACUCAGAUGCAGUUUUGCUGUGUUUUGACAUCAGCCGUCCUGACACUGUGGACAGCAGUCUGAAGAAGUGGAAAACUGAGAUCCUGGACUUCUGUCCGAGCACACGGAUCUUGCUCAUUGGCUGUAAGACCGACCUGCGCACAGAUGUCUGCACGCUGAUGGAACUGUCCAAUCAGAAACAGACUCCCAUCACCUAUGAGCAGGGUUCUGCUAUGGCCAAGCAGCUGGGUGCAGAGGCCUACCUGGAAUGUUCAGCGUUUACCUCGGAGAAAAGCAUCCACAGCGUGUUCCGCACGGCAGCAAUGGCCUGCAUCAACAAGCUGCAGCCUCUCCCGAAGCCCAGCCCCACCCGCCGCCUCUCCAAAAGACUUCUCCACCUGCCCAGCAAGUCUGAUUUGCUUUCCUCCACUUUCAAGAAGGAGAAGGCCAAGAGUUGCUCGGUCAUGUGAGUGGAGACCUCUUGGGUUAUAGUCCUCACAUGCAACUCCCAGCCCCUGCCACUUUGGUCUCGGGGAAGGGGGGGUGGGCACGAUGGUUUUAUCAGGGCUUCCUGCUGAAUCCUUCCCUCACCCCCCCAGAAACCAACACCCCUCAGAAGAGGUGGACACUUUGCUGUCCACUUGCUCCUGAACCUUUUAGCGCACACCCAUCUUUCUCCACUACUGUUAAUCUUGCUUUCAAACAAACAACAUCAGUCAAGAUUUGAUCAUCUAGCUCGUUCGCCUGUAAACAGUAUGCAACUACAAUGGUGUUAAAUUUGUCUGAUUUUACUAUCUCUAAGCACAUGUUGAUUUUGUCCGAAUUGGAAAUGUGCAACAUGGGACGAUUGAUCUUGUGAUGUAAAAGCCUCUCAGACAAUUCAAUUGGUAUAAGUAAAAAAAAAAUCUAGCAUGAAACUAGCAGAAAUUAGCAACAUCCUGUACAUCCCUCUUAGAAAGGUUUGUGUGAGGUGUUAAAUAGCCUUGCUGGUGUCCCCAUUUAGGCCUUUGAAAGCAACGAGUAAAAGGAGUAGUGGGAAAAACCACAGUGAAGAGCUAUUACAUAUAUAGAGCUGUUUUCAUUGUCUCAUCGGUGAUGAGAGCAGGGAUAAGAGACGUGAGUGCAGGCUGCUGUGCAGACAGCAGUCUAGACUAAUUCAACCUGCAUGGAUUGUUGAUGCAUGGUUGUGUAGCUCUGGACAGCGCUGCUCCACAAGCUUUCAGUGGAGGAGCCUGAAGAGGCUCUGUGUGUACAAAUCG